AGAGCCUCUCUCCCUCACACACUUCUCCUCACACCUUCUGCUCCUGCUGACAACCAGGGCCCCUCUUCAACGCAACCAUGGCCUGCAACAGCCUCUGCCAACCCUGUGGACCCACCCCGCUGGCCAACAGCUGCAACGAGCCCUGUGCCCUGCAAUGCCAGGAUUCCCGCGUCAUCAUCAACCCUUCCCCUGUGCUGGUCACCCUGCCAGGACCCAUCAUGACCUCCUUCCCCCAGAACACCGUCGUCGGAUCCACCUCCUCGGCUGCCGUUGGUAGCGAACUCAAUGCCCAGGGACAGCCCAUCUCUGGUGGCUUUGGCUUUGGCCUUGGCUACGGGCUGGGAGGCCUGGGCUGCUAUGGCAGAAGGGGCAGCUACAUCUGCUGAGGACCCUCAGCAUCACCCCUGACACCAUGAUGUUGGGGUUCUGGCAAGGGUUCCUGCAAGCAAUGCACCCCAGCUGAUGGCUGACCUACCUGAACCUCACAUUGGAUCCCUUCCACUUGCUGCUCCUAUUUCUUCAU
Molecule: messenger RNA, 523 nt
Organism: Pseudopodoces humilis (Tibetan ground-tit)
Lineage: Eukaryota; Metazoa; Chordata; Aves; Passeriformes; Paridae
Product: feather beta keratin-like
Cellular component (GO): intermediate filament
Molecular function (GO): structural constituent of cytoskeleton
Source: RefSeq, a predicted model, not a curated record